AUGGAUGACCCCUAUCAAAACAAUGUGAGUCAAGGGACUGAGAUUGUCGGGGAGACCUAUCCCACCUAUGGGGAGGGAGGACAGGAUGGUUACAGUUACCAAACGGACUACCCCCCUCAAGAGGAGGAUGCUGCCAGUGAUGAUACAGAGGGGCAUGAUGAGGAUGAUCAGAUGUAUGAAGGGGAGUACCAGGGAAUCCCCCACCCUGACGAAAUCAAAGCCGCCCAGAGGGCGGCACGGCUGGAGGCCAGGAGGAAGGCGCGGGCUGCUGCUGAGGAAGAGGAGGAGCAGCUGCCUGAGCAGUACGAAAGCAUCAUGGAGGACUGUGGACACGGGCGCUUUCAGUGGACUCUGUUCACGGUGCUAGGUCUCGCACUCCUGGCUGAUGGUGUCGAAUGCUUUGUUGUGAGCUUUGCCUUGCCCAGUGCUGAGAAGGACAUGUGCUUAUCCAAUGCAAGCAGGGGAUUGCUGGGUUUGAUAGUGUACGUGGGAAUGAUGACGGGAUCGUUUGUUUGGGGCGGGCUGGCCGAUAAGCUGGGUCGGCGCCAAUGUCUACUCUAUGCACUGGCUAUCAACUGUGUCUUCUCCUUCUUGUCCUCCUUUGCCCAGGGAUAUGGCUUUUUUCUCUUCUUCAGGCUCUGCUCAGGAAUCGGAAUUGGCGGAUCUGUUCCCAUUGUCUAUACAUACUAUGCUGAGUUCCUUCAAAUGGACAAGAGAGGAGAGCACCUCAGCUGGCUUUGUUUAUUCUGGAUGUUGGGUGGUCUAUAUGCCUCUUUUACUGCAUGGGGAAUUAUCCCUCAUUACGGUUGGGGCUUCAGCAUGGGCACUGAGUUCCAGUUCCACAGCUGGAGAGUAUUUGUGUUGGUCUGCUUCCUGCCAUCUGUAGUUGCUCUCGCGGGGCUGGUCUUUAUGCCAGAGAGUCCACGAUUUCUCCUAGAGACUGCCCGUCAUGAUGAAGCAUGGAUGAUUCUCAGACAGGUCCAUGAUACAAACUGGAAAGCAAAAGGAGAGCCAGAGAGAGUAUUCACAGUUUCCCAAAUCAAGACACCACAUACUCAAGAUGAUGAGUUCAUUGAAAUUCAGAGUGAGACAGGCACCGCAUUCCAACGAUUCAUGGUCAGACAGAUGACUCUGGUCAAGCAGGUGAUGAAGAAUGUUUUGUCACUUGCAGCCCCGGAACUGCGACUUCAUGGUUUGUUUAUUACCAUUGUGUGGUUUACUAUGGCAUUCAGUUACUAUGGACUCUCCGUGUGGUUCCCUGAUCAGGUCAAGUAUCUACAGUUUGAAGAGUAUGAAUCUAAAGUGAAGCUCUUCCAUCGUGAGAGAGUGGAACGUUUCCAUUUCAACUUCACACUGGAAAAUCAAAUCCAUAAAGAGGGAGAAUAUAUCCACGAUAGAUUUGUUGAAAUAGAGAUGAAAUCUGUGAAGUUUGAGGACUCGCUGUUUGAAAACUGCUAUUUUGAGGACAUCAGGUCAACUGAGACAUUCUUCAAGAACUGCACCAUCAAAAACACUGUCUUCUAUAAUACUGACUUGUGGGAAGAGAAGUUCAUUGACUGUAGAAUGGAAAAUACCACCUUCUUACAUCCCAAAAAAGGCUGCCAUCUAAAUUAUGAAGAGGAAAAUGAUAUUGUAAUAUAUCUGGUCAGCUUCCUUGGUAGCCUUUCAGUGUUACCUGGCAACAUUAUAGCAGGUUUACUAAUGGACAAGAUAGGGAGAAUCAAGAUUAUCGGUGGCUCCAUGCUCGUCUCUGCCGGUUGCACAUUCUUCUUAUUCUUGUGCUUCAGUCAAGGGGCUGUCAUAACUUUUCAGUGCCUCUACUUUAUGGCCUGUGCAUCAGCCUGGAAUGGUAUUGAGGUCAUAACAGUGGAAAUCUAUCCAACCUCUAAAAGGGCCACGGCUUUCGGCGUGUUGAAUGGUAUAUGCAAGCUGGCAGCCAUCAUUAGCAGCAUCAUCUUUGGUUCAUUCAUUGGCAUCACCAAGAUUAUCCCUAUCUUUCUGUCCUUCACGUCCCUGGUCUGUGGGGGACUGCUUUCCGUAAAGCUUCCUGAGACACGGGAGGUCAUCCUUCAGUAA
Messenger RNA from Chanos chanos (milkfish), 2076 nucleotides. RefSeq names its product synaptic vesicle glycoprotein 2Ba (gene sv2ba). Lineage: Eukaryota; Metazoa; Chordata; Actinopteri; Gonorynchiformes; Chanidae. The coding region runs from base 1 to 2076 and encodes 691 amino acids. The record is from RefSeq and is a predicted model, not a curated record. Gene Ontology annotation, molecular function: transmembrane transporter activity. Gene Ontology annotation, biological process: transmembrane transport; chemical synaptic transmission. Gene Ontology annotation, cellular component: synaptic vesicle membrane; neuron projection. The transcript has 12 exons.